AUGAACGGUCACACAGAACAGAUGAAUGGUGAAAGAACAGCACUCGACCUGACCGUACUCGGCUUGAAUAGCGGAACGAGUAUGGACGGUAUCGAUUGCGCACUCUGCAGAUUCCGCCAAACCAGUCCUGAGGCACCCAUGCAUUUCGAGCUGCUCAAAUAUGGAGAGAUCCCACUCGAGCAGAAGAUCAAGAAGAGAGUCAUGAACAUGAUCUACCACAACCGCACAACACCUGAAGAACUAUCCGAAGUCAACGUUUUGCUAGGCAACACCUUCGCCGAUGCAGUCAAGGAAUUUUGCAAGGAGCAAGAUGUUUCCAUCAACAGCAUCGAUGUGAUCGGAUCGCAUGGCCAGACUAUCUGGUUGCUCAGUAUGCCUGAACUAGGCCAGACCAAGAGUGCUUUGACCAUGGCUGAGGGCACCUUCAUCGCUGCACAAACAGGCAUCACCACCGUUACCGAUUUCCGUGUCAGUGAUCAAGCUGCUGGUCGUCAAGGAGCACCCCUCAUCGCCUUUUUCGAUGCCCUCCUCCUUCACCACCCUAAGAAGCUUCGUGCUUGUCAGAACAUUGGCGGUAUCGCCAACGUCUGCUUCAUCCCACCUGACCACGCCGGAGGUAUCGACAAAUGUUUCGACUUUGACACCGGCCCAGGAAACGUCUUUAUCGAUGCUGUUGUACGAUACUACACCGGCGGCAAGCAAGAGUAUGAUAAAGACGGUGCCAUGGGCAAGCGUGGUACCGUGAACCACAAGCUGGUGGACGAGUUCCUCGAGUUCAAAUACUUCAAGCUGGAUCCUCCAAAGACGACUGGCAGAGAAGUGUUCCGAGACACCUUAGCUCAUGAGUUGAUCGAGAAGGCAGAGAAGCUGGGCAUGUCGCCGGACGACGUUGUAGCUACAGUGACUCGCAUCACUGCUCAGGCCAUUGUUGACCACUAUCGCCGCUACGCACCUUCACAAGACAUCGAUGAGCUCUUCAUGUGUGGUGGUGGAGCAUACAACCCAAAUAUUACCGAGUACAUUCAGAAGAACUACCCCAGGACCAAGAUCUUCAUGUUGGAUGAUGCAGGUGUUCCAGCUGGUGCGAAGGAGGCCAUCACUUUUGCAUGGCAAGCCAUGGAAGCCGUUGUCGGUCGCUCGAUCCCUGUUCCUGAUCGCGUCGAGACAAGGCAGGAGUAUGUCCUUGGUAAGGUAGCCCCAGGAAAGAACUACAGAACAGUCAUGAAGCAAGGCAUGUUGUUCGGAGAGGGUGAAAGAUUGCCGCCGGUGAAGGAGAUGGUCAACUAUGUCAACGGCAAGGUGUUUGACAAUAACUGGGAAUAG
Molecule: messenger RNA, 1323 nt
Organism: Aureobasidium musti
Lineage: Eukaryota; Fungi; Ascomycota; Dothideomycetes; Dothideales; Saccotheciaceae
Source: the annotation of a GenBank genome assembly